CCUGCAUCUGAGGACCCUAUCGCGUUAGACUGUGCUGUUCCAAUUAACACGACAGAAAAGGCAAAUAAAGCGCGUAAUAUAUUAUCAGAGCAGUGGGGAAAUCAGUUUUGUAUUGUUCUUAUUUUUUUAAGAAUAGGUUAUCGGACUGCUCGAUAACCCUAUACUACAGGCGAUCGCUUUGGAUUACUACGUUUCUUUCUGGUCAAGAUGGCGGGUGACGAGUCAGGAGUAACGCUAGGGCAGCCCCAUCUUUCUAAGCAAGAUCUCCGCACUUUGGAUGUGACCAAAUUGACUCCCCUUUCUCCAGAAAUCAUCAGCAGGCAAGCCACAAUUAACAUCGGUACAAUUGGCCAUGUAGCUCACGGAAAGUCUACAGUGGUGAAGGCUAUCUCAGGCGUUCAUACCGUCAGAUUCAAAAAUGAGCUGGAGAGGAACAUUACUAUAAAACUCGGCUACGCUAAUGCAAAGGUGUACAAAUUAAAUGAUCCCAGUUGCCCGCGGCCUGAAUGCUACAGAUCCUGUGGCAGCAGCACUCCAGAUGAGUUCCCCACAGAUCUCCCUGGCACUAAAGGGAAUUUUAAACUAGUCAGGCACGUGUCUUUCGUGGACUGUCCCGGGCACGACAUUCUGAUGGCGACCAUGUUGAACGGCGCAGCGGUCAUGGAUGCAGCUCUUCUGUUGAUAGCUGGCAAUGAGUCCUGCCCUCAGCCUCAGACCUCGGAACACCUUGCAGCCAUUGAAAUCAUGAAACUGAAACACAUUCUGAUUCUGCAGAACAAAAUCGAUCUGGUUAAAGAAAGCCAAGCCAAGGAGCAGUAUGAACAGAUCCUUGCAUUCGUGCAGGGCACAGUUGCAGAAGGAGCCCCUAUUAUCCCCAUCUCUGCCCAGCUGAAAUACAACAUAGAGGUCGUGUGCGAGUACAUUGUAAAGAAGAUCCCAGUUCCUGUGCGAGACUUCACCUCAGAACCAAGGCUUAUUGUAAUUCGAUCGUUUGAUGUCAACAAGCCUGGUUGUGAGGUUGAUGACCUCAAAGGAGGGGUAGCAGGAGGCAGUAUACUGAAAGGAGUGUUGAAGGUUGGGCAGGAGAUUGAAGUCAGGCCUGGCAUUGUCUCCAAGGACCAUGAAGGCAAACUCAUGUGCAAGCCAAUCUUCUCCAAGAUCGUCUCGCUGUUCGCAGAACACAAUGACCUGCUCUACGGUGCACCUGGGGGUCUUAUCGGUGUUGGCACGAAGAUCGACCCGACGCUGUGCCGUGCGGACCGAAUGGUGGGGCAGGUCCUGGGAGCCGUGGGGGCGCUGCCUGAGAUCUUCACAGAGCUGGAAAUCUCCUACUUCCUGCUCCGACGACUGCUCGGCGUGCGUACAGAGGGGGACAAAAAGGCAGCCAAGGUCAGUGAGGAGAGCAGGGCUCUUCACAUCGUUUCUGUGUCUGUUUAAAUGCAGGGAUGGAAU
Polyodon spathula (Mississippi paddlefish) is the source of this 1452-nucleotide messenger RNA. It is a transcript of the gene eif2s3, whose product is annotated as eukaryotic translation initiation factor 2, subunit 3 gamma. Lineage: Eukaryota; Metazoa; Chordata; Actinopteri; Acipenseriformes; Polyodontidae. The record is from RefSeq and is a predicted model, not a curated record. The transcript has 10 exons. Gene Ontology annotation, cellular component: eukaryotic translation initiation factor 2 complex; cytosol. Bases 208 to 1437 code for a protein of 409 amino acids. Gene Ontology annotation, molecular function: tRNA binding; GTP binding; translation initiation factor activity. Gene Ontology annotation, biological process: positive regulation of translational fidelity; formation of translation preinitiation complex.